AUGGGGAUGCCAAUGCCAACUGUUGGGGGCUGGUACUGGAGCUGCUGCUGUUGCUCUCUCCUGUUGCUGGCUGCAGUCUCUUGGGCUCAGGCGCCUGACUUGUGCUCCCUGGAGUUGGGGGAGAGGAAGCCAUGUGGGUUCCCAGGCAUCAAAGCCACUCAGUGCAUCCAGCAGGGCUGCUGUUUCCACAACUCAAAGCGAACGUGCACCUCCCAGGAGUUUGCAGUCUGCACCAAGAAUGGGGAAUUCCUGAUCGUCAUCACCAAGGACGUGACUGUCCCUCAUCUGAACCUGAGCUCAGUGCAUCUGAAAGAGGGACAGGGAAAGGAGUGUGGAGCCAAAAAAAUCUCUACAGAUGUGGUGAUCUUCCAGUUCCCAGUAACCGCGUGUGGCACCCAGCAUCGGAUGAAAAGUGGGCAUUUGGUGUACGAAACAGACGUGUUGGCUGCCAGGCAGAUACUGAACGAACACGAGGGAUCAAUAACUCGAGACAGCACCUUCAGGCUUCACGUCCAGUGCAGGUACAAUGGCAGUCAGGAGGCUGACUUGCGAGUGAACCCAAUAGUUUACACACAUCCUCCCCCAUUGCCUGCCACUAUGGAGGGUCCUCUGCAUCUGCAGCUGAGAAUCGCCAAAGGUCGUGGCUACCAGACGUGGUACGUGGAGAGAGACUACCCUAUCUUGAGGCGCCUCCGGGACCCAGUGUUUGUGGAAGUUCGUGUCCUGAACCGCAACGAUCCAUCCCUUGUGCUGAUACUGCAUCACUGCUGGGCCACUCCCACCUCAGAGCCCAGACACCAAGUUCAGUGGGAUGUGCUGGUCCAUGGGUGUCCCUAUACUGGUGACAACUACAAAACCCUCCCUAUCUCAGUGGACGCUACUUCUGGUCUGCGGUUUCCAUCUCACCACAAGCGUUUUGUAGUGAAGACUUUCGUUUUCUUGGCCAGGAACUCAGACAAGCCUCUGUCUGGGGAGGUCUACCUGCACUGCAGUGCUGAGGUCUGCUCCACCUCCAGGGGAGAUGCCUGCUUCACUUCCUGCAGUCCAAAGAAGCGCAGAAGUGCUGAUGAGGGGGAGGGUGUGCUGGUGUCGGCUGAUGGACCCAUCGUGUUCAUACAGGAUGGAGUCAAGGCAGCUGUGAUGAACCCUGAGGAGGAAGGUAUUGGUGCUGUUACGGCUUCCCAGGUGCUGCCUGCGGUGGCUGCUGGUUUUUCGCUGCUCUCCCUGGCCAUGAUAACACUUGCAGUCGCUCUGUGCAGAGUGAAGAGGCCCCGUGAGGUGCGAUAUGAAUCUGGCUCCUCUGAUCUGUAG
Messenger RNA from Callorhinchus milii (elephant shark), 1311 nucleotides. RefSeq names its product zona pellucida sperm-binding protein 4-like. The record is from RefSeq and is a predicted model, not a curated record. The transcript has 9 exons. Bases 1 to 1311 code for a protein of 436 amino acids. Gene Ontology annotation, molecular function: structural constituent of egg coat; acrosin binding. Lineage: Eukaryota; Metazoa; Chordata; Chondrichthyes; Chimaeriformes; Callorhinchidae. Gene Ontology annotation, cellular component: egg coat. Gene Ontology annotation, biological process: binding of sperm to zona pellucida; prevention of polyspermy.